This is a messenger RNA of Elaeis guineensis (African oil palm), 1756 nucleotides long. Its product is annotated as probable polygalacturonase. NCBI's taxonomy places the organism in Eukaryota, Viridiplantae, Streptophyta, Magnoliopsida, Arecales, Arecaceae. Gene Ontology annotation, molecular function: polygalacturonase activity. The record is from RefSeq and is a predicted model, not a curated record. Gene Ontology annotation, biological process: carbohydrate metabolic process.
UCUCUGGGCGCAGCUGCUGACCUCGCUAACCUUGUCCGAAAAUGGAGUGGCAGAGGCGCAAUAGGAUCGCAUCCCAGACCCUGGCGUUAUGUAUUGCAUUAAUGGCAGCAUCCAUGGAAACGGUGGAAUGUGCCGGGCGGAGCGUCCACCUCCCCGGCGGCAGCGCAGGCAGCGCAACCAGAGGUGGGGCAGUGAGACAACGCACCCACACAGCAUCGCUGAAGGACUUCGGUGGGGUCGGCGAUGGCAUCACCUCCAACACGAAGGCGUUCCACGCGGCGGUGGCGCACCUCGCACAGUUCGCCGGUGGCGGCGGUGGGAUGCUGUUCGUGCCGGCUGGGCGGUGGCUGACGGGGCCUUUCAAUCUCACCAACUCCUUCACCCUCUUCCUCCACCGCGACGCCGUCAUCCUCGCGACCCAGGAUAUGAUUGAAUGGCCGGUCAUCGAUCCCCUACCCUCAUAUGGGAGAGGAAGAGACCAUUCUGGUGGGAGAUACAGCAGCCUUAUUGGAGGAUCACACCUCACUGAUGUUGUUAUUGCAGGGGACAAUGGAACGAUUGAUGGGCAGGGGGCGUUCUGGUGGAAGAACUUCCAUGAAGGCAAACUUAAAUACACACGUGGGUAUCUCAUCGAACUAAUGCACUCGGACCAGAUCCUUAUAUCCAAUCUUACACUACUCAACUCUCCUACAUGGAACAUCCAUCCAGUUUACAGCAGCAAUAUCGUAAUUUCGCAAAUCACGAUACUUGCGCCAGUCCAUUCUCCAAACACAGAUGGGAUCAACCCAGACUCCAGCUCCCAUGUUCGAAUAGAGGACUGCUACAUAGUCUCCGGUGAUGACUGUGUCGCAAUUAAGAGUGGCUGGGAUGAGUACGGCAUUGCUGUUGGAAUGCCGAGCCAGCACAUAAUUAUCCAAAGGCUUACCUGCAUCUCUCCAACCAGUGCUGUCAUUGCUCUAGGGAGUGAGAUGUCUGGUGGAAUUCAGGAUGUGAGAGCUGAGGAUAUCACCGCCAUCGAUUCGGAGUCCGGGAUCAGAAUCAAGACUGCUGUGGGGAGGGGAGGUUAUGUGAAGGAUAUCUUUGUCAGGGGGAUGAAUCUCAACACCAUGAAGUGGGUGUUCCGGAUGGAUGGGAACUACAAGUCCCACCCUGAUAACAAGUAUGAUCCCCAUGCCAUUCCAGUCAUCAAAGGGAUCAGUUACAGUAAUAUAAUUGCCAAGAAUGUAAAACAGGUGGCGAGUUUGCAUGGGAUUCCAAAUGCACCAUUUACAGGCAUUUGCAUUUCUAAUGUCACAGUCCAGUUAGCAGCAAAGGCAAGGAAGCAGACAUGGACCUGCACUGAUGUUGAGGGAGUAUCCAGUGGAGUCACUCCUGCACCUUGUGCUUCAUUUCGAGAUCAGGGUGCUGGUGCUAACCCAUGCCCGUUCCCCACCGGUAGAUUUACUUAUUGAUGCUUAAUUCAAGGAGUGAUCAUAUGCAGGAGCUAAUAAUCUGAGGUUGUGUAGUUUUUAUCUAUCAGGUAAUCCUCAGCUACAAUGGUGGCUAGCAGCAGAGCUUUUGUGCAAGUCCAGCUUCUUGAUGCUUAAGGUUUAAUAUAUAAAUGUUCUUUUUUUUGAAGGAAAUUAUAUAAAUGUUAAAAAAAGAUAUGAGGACCCAUGCAAGUGUAUGUUUGGUACUGCAUUGGUUGUGUAUUGUAGAUAUCUUGGAUAUUUAUAUAGGUUCAAGAAACCUAAAUAAUACCUUCCUAUUUGCUUUU